Messenger RNA from Eublepharis macularius, 1877 nucleotides. Its product is annotated as zinc finger protein with KRAB and SCAN domains 8-like. The record is from RefSeq and is a predicted model, not a curated record. The coding region runs from base 139 to 1866 and encodes 575 amino acids. The transcript is spliced from 3 exons. NCBI's taxonomy places the organism in Eukaryota, Metazoa, Chordata, Lepidosauria, Squamata, Eublepharidae.
CUCUUUUUCUCUGUGUAUCCCUUCAUUGACUUCUCAGUUGGUCACUGGAAGAGACAGGCGUCACCCCUCAAAGGGCCAGAUUUGGCCUGAGGGCCUUCAGUUGCUGAUCCCUAACCCGACUUCUUUUGCAGAUAACAAAUGGCUACCGGGAGAGGGGAAACGGCUGCCCUUCAUCUUCAGUUUCAAGGUGCCCCAGAGCCAGGGAUGCAGCCAACAAUGAAAACAGAGGAGCAGGACUCGGCGACCCAUGACCUUGCAGGAGGCGGAGUCCCCCGUUUCCUUCAGUCUGGGUCUAUGCGGGAGUUUUUAGCUGGUGAAGCCCCUCAGCAGGUAAAACAGGAACCAGAUGAAGGACUCCAGCAACACUGGGAGACCCAGAGGCCAGAGUUCCCGAAAUCAGUGCAGUAUCCUCAGUCGGGGUGGAGAAACCCUCCACUGCAUAAGUCCCUGCAGUGGGACUCUAACUCCUUUCAGGCCUCCUAUGAAGGCACAUCCAACACUAGCCAGUGGCCGGCUGGGAGGUGGGUGCCGCAAGCGAUGCCUGGCAGAGAAGCCCAGCCAGUCUACAGUGGCCAGGUCCAGCGAGAGAGAAGGAACUAUGGGGGUGUGAAGGAAGAAGUUCCCAAUGAGGACACUGUCAGCUUGGAGAUGCGACGGCAGCGCUUCAGGCAUCACCGCUACCAGGAGGCCGAGGGGCCUCGUGAGGUUUGUCGGCAACUCCAAGAACUUUGCCACCAGUGGCUGAAGCCGGAGAGACGUACGAAGGAGCAGAUUCUGGAGCUGCUUAUCUUGGAGCAGUUCCUGACUAUCCUGCCUCAGGAAAUCCAAAACUGGGUCCGAGAACAUGGCCCCAACACCUGCGCCCAAGCUGUGGCCUUGUCAGAAGAUUUCCUCGUGAGGCAACGGGAGGCCCAGAGAAAAGAGCAGCAGGUGAUGUGGACGUUUGAGGAGGUGGUCGUGAACCCCCCAUUGGGCCAGCAGGCACAGUACCCCACUGUGGCCCAGCAGGUCCGUUAUCCCACCAUGACACUCCCAGUCCAGUAUCCCACCAUGGCCCAGCAGACGCAGUAUCCUUCCAUAGCACAGCAGGCCCCAAAUCCCAUCUUGUCUAACCGACUGUCAUUGGAUGCUGGGAGGACACUGAUCUGCAGGGAGCCAAUCCCAGAAGGUGGGCGGAGUCUACGACCUUACGGCCCUGUCCAAGAGUUUCGGAGACCCCUCACAAACGCGGAGAGGAUGCGGAACCGGAGGAUGCGAAACAGGAAGCAGCGCCUGGAGACCAGCAUGCAACUCGUCGAAUCGGCUUCACGGGCCCCCUCAAUGCUGUUGGAUGCCAUGCGGGGGCUGCACAGACAGGACCUGAAGGCCUUUGACAGGGCCAGGCAAGAGGAACGGCAGCACCGGAAACAGGAGAGGCGGCAGGACAGGGCCACAGCCCAGCUGAUGGUCAACGCCAUUGAGCGCUCCCACAAUGACCUGGGGGAGUUCUUGGGGCGGCAAACGGUCACUAUGGCAGCCAUCGCAGCAGUAUUUACAGGCCAGAGGUCUCCACCACAAGGAUCAUUUCCUGGCUACAGUUCUUACCCGCCUUGGGGCCCCUCGGAGUCAGGGUCUGGAACCACGUUACCAGCUGGUCAUGUGCCUAAUAUGUCUUCGGAACCUGCUACUGGCCCGGUAGCUCCAUGCCCCGUGCCACCAGGGACCGUCCCCGGCGGCAUAUGUGACCCGGUCCCUGAACCGCCUCCUACAGAUGGACCAAGGGAGGACUCUACUCCAGACUCACCCACGCCUUCAACCUCUGACACCACUUCCCGUACGCUUGGCACAAGGCCAAACAGAGGAGCAAAAAGAAAGAUGUGGGAAUGACGAGGGUUGCC